AUUCAUCUCGCUGGACAGUGCCGGGAACUGCCUGCACAUCCUCGGGUUCGUGCCAAAAGCCAAUGGUACUAGCACCCCACAUGCUGGCCUACCGCUCAAGGAAUAGCCAUACUACCUGUAAUACAUCUUUGGCAACACCCUUUAAGUCACAAGCUGCAACACCUACACGCCCCGUCACUAAUACAUAUGCUUUCGUCCUCGUUUGCUGCCCCCUGAUAGGCGUAUCUCAUUUGCUAGCUAUAAAUAAGCGCGUUGCAGUAUCGUGGGUAUACUCGCUGGCGUUUUGCAAAGAAUGCUGCUUCGAUAAACAGCUUCUUGACUUGAGGGCGGCAUCAAAUGUCGAAAGCGCCAGUUGGUAAGGGCAAGAGUGCGAAGAAGGACAGAGGUCCCCUUCUCGCAGCUCACGCGGAGGCCCUUCGCAGCGGCGUGGGCGUGACGCCAGAUGGUGUCACAGUCAAGGGGAAGCUCGAGGCCGCGCUCAACAUCUGGAGCAUGGCCAUAGCCGGAGAGGAGGAGCGCGAGGAGAUCUUCAAGGCAGGCAUAGCGCCGCUGCUGCAGCAGCUGCUGGAGCGCGGCGACGUGGAGGAGCGGCAUGCGGCCAUGGGCUGCGUGUCAGUGCUGGCGCUCAGUGAGAAGCAUGUAACUGAGGUGGUCAACGCGCGGGUUAUAGCGGCGGCUGCGGGGCUACUGGUAUCCGAGCACGCGCGCGGCAAGCUGCCGGCAGUUCAGCUGCUGCAGCACUGUGCGGGGCGGCAGGAGUUCUGCAGCAAGGUGGCUGACGCAGCGCUGCCGGCGUUGGUGGAGGUGCUCAAGAGCGACGGGUUGCCAGGCUGGGGCCAGAUGCGGCAGGCCCAGACGCACGCGGCGCACACGCUGCGGCUGCUGCUGGACAACGUGGAGGGCGAGGCGCCGGAGGUUCGGCAAUUGCGCCGCAUGGCUGUGCUGCAGAUGGGCGCGGUUGCACCGCUGGCGGCGAUGGUUGCGUACACGCCCCGCCUGCCGCCGCCGGCCCUGAUGCCUGCGCCGCCGCCGGUGGUGACGAAAAAGAAAGGCGUAGCAAGCAAGAAGAAGGAGGGGGAGACGCCGCUGGGCGCCAAGGACGCGGCUGCCACCGUGGCCGCCGCCUGCCUGCGCUACCUGUCGCUGGUGCCCGAGUUCGUCGACCAGUUCAUGCGCACUGGCACGCUGCCAGAGGUGAUUGCGGGGCUGCCGGUGUGCGGCGAGGAGCAGGCGGCCUACCUGACCGGCAUCCUGUGGGAGGCCAGCGCCGAGUCGGCUGUGGCGGAGGCGGCGGUGGCGGCGGGCGCUGUGCCUGCGCUGCUGCACGUGUGCUCCAAGCACUUAGCGGGCUGCCGGACAGGCAAGCCCAAAGCGGCGGCAAAGAAGGAUGACAAGAAGGACGGCAAGGCGGGCGCGGGCAAGAAGGACGGCAAGGAUGGCAAGGGCGGCAAGGGCGGGUCGGGGUCGGGCACGGGGGGCGAGCCGCCCAACUUUGCUGACAUGGCGGUGUGCAACGCCAGCGGUGCGCUGCAGCACCUCACCUUCCUGGACGCAGCCAAGCAACAGGUGGCAUUGCGCGGCGGCGUACCCAUCCUGACCGCCUGCCUCAAGGUGUCCAACCCGCAGACGUACGAGAACGCGGCGGGGGCGCUGUGGAAUGUGGGCCUGGACGUGCGCAACAACCUGGUGCUGCAGGCUGCUGGAGCCCCCGAGUUCCUGGCGCACCCGGUGCCCAACUCCUGGCUCACACGUGGCGAGAGCACUCGGCCCAGCGCCGCCGGGGACGACGUGGGCGACUCCUCGGACGUGCGGGACCGUGUGUUCCUCACACAGGCGCCGCUCAUGUAAUUGAGAGCGACGGCUGUGGAGCUGAGACACGACUUGGCGGGAGGGACGCUGCGUGGCGCUGGCGGCCCGUGCAGGGAUUGGAGGGUGGUGUGUAGAUUGCAGAUGCAUGAGCGGAUUGAGCGGGGCGGCUGUGCAUUGGGUUGCAGCGCGCAGCUUUGCGGGGUACCUGUUGGCUGCCCGUGCAUACCGGCGUGUAACAUUAUAUGACGAUGGUUGAGGAAAGUUAGGUACAUACGAUGUAGCAGGUCGGAGUAUUUAUGACUUCAGACCACAGGCAUGAUGGCGCGCUCACCAUGUGCUUGGGCGAGAAGGAGAAGGGCCUUGGUCACUUGGUGCUCCAGUCAUUCAGUGCUUGGGCGGAUCCAGGGCCUCAGUGACGUGACGUACGAUGAGCUGCUGCGGAUUCGACUCAAAUAAGAGGAGGAAAUUACACCGCAGAGCAGGAGGCAAAGGUCGGAGAGAAUGGGAAGCGUAUGGGAAGCGCGGGGCUCCGGCACUCGGCAGGGUCUGCGGCAUGCACACGGUAUUGCAGCGCGGUCUUGUUGCGAUCCGGCGCUUGCA
Chlamydomonas reinhardtii is the source of this 2409-nucleotide messenger RNA. RefSeq lists its product as uncharacterized. NCBI's taxonomy places the organism in Eukaryota, Viridiplantae, Chlorophyta, Chlorophyceae, Chlamydomonadales, Chlamydomonadaceae. The record is from RefSeq and is a predicted model, not a curated record. Gene Ontology annotation, molecular function: protein binding. The transcript has 12 exons. The coding region runs from base 337 to 1848 and encodes 503 amino acids.